AUGACAAAAUCUCCAUCCGGGGCCCAAACAAGCUCGAAACCUGGUUCUGGUAACCUGAAGACACUUGGCAAGGCGUUACCACCCAAGCGCAUCACUAGAUCAUCCGUAUCACCCUCUUCUGUCAUUAUCAAGACAAACGGAAGCAGCUCCCACGCAGCGAAGACACUUAGGGUGGGCAUCGAAGCCGAAGAUGAUUCUGACAAUAUUACGAUCAACAAAAUCACGAUCAACGAGAUCAAAGAAGAGCACAGACAGAGAGAAGUUCCUGUUCCUAACAGGAAGAAUAAACCGUUUCUUCUUGGGCUUCUAGUAGAAACAAGACGGAAACAAAGUGGAAUUAGGGACGAAGAAGGGAAGUUGGCUGAGCUAAAGAUGCUGCUUGUUAAGCACGGGAAUCCCUUGGGACCUGAGCUCAUCAAAGCCAUCGAAAAAGCCUACAUAGUACCUAAGGCAAGUACGGACCAAAUAAAUUCGCCUGCUGAGCUUGGCGAAGCUUCGCGGCAAGAUCGAGUCCGCUGUAGCCGCACCAAACAGCUGAAAGCGAGCAAAGCGUUCUCUGAGCAUAUGACGUCAGCUAAAUUAGGAUCUAGCAUCACUCGGCAAGCUUCUGUGCAGAUGGCGCACCAGAUUGCUGAUGAUGGAGAUAGUGCUUCUUCCGCCACGCAUAAGAUUCUGGUUGAUCCGAAUAACAACAUCCCGUACGAUGCUAUGCUAUAUUGCAAAGAACCACACGAUAAUGUUGACAAAUUCUUUCAUCUCGAACUAAUCCCAUGGGUCACCCAGAUCCUUGCGCACGACAAUCCCAAAUCAUAUUCGCUUGUAACCAAAUCGGGGCGCAGUGGGACAGAUGGUCAACAACGAUCUUAUGCUUAUGGAGAUCUCGAGGGAUCUGUGACUCGAUUCGAGAAGAUUUUCAGAGAAAAGACCGGCCUCGAAUGGAAAACCAGGGACAAGAAGAUCAAAGGGAAAGGAUACAGCUGUUCUAACCCUUGCGGACAGGUCAAGAACGAAACCAUCAGUGAGACUCAAGAUCAAACUUACAGAGACGAUGGAACUAGUAAGAUCCGCUUUAGUAGCCCAUCCAAGUCAAAGGGUGAUUAA
Messenger RNA from Aureobasidium namibiae CBS 147.97, 1101 nucleotides. RefSeq lists its product as uncharacterized. NCBI's taxonomy places the organism in Eukaryota, Fungi, Ascomycota, Dothideomycetes, Dothideales, Saccotheciaceae. The record is from RefSeq and is a predicted model, not a curated record. The transcript has 2 exons. Bases 1 to 1101 code for a protein of 366 amino acids.